CACAGUUUCUAAUUUGUUUGUUGGCUUGUACUACAGCAAAGAUUUUGCAAGGUCAUGAUUUUAGCUCAACUAUGAAAAAUAGUAUAUGAUAACAAUGGUUGUAUAUUUUGGAACAUAUAAAGUUUCUAGACUGACUAUAUGUCUGUUAUUAAUUGAACUUGCCAGUACUCAAAAUUGGUGGAACUUCGAAUCCUACAUAAAUCCAUUCAAACUUCCUGUAUUUACUCCACUGCCAAACCAACGGUUUACUCAUAUUCCUGAAGUCAAUCAAUACGUUCCGAUGCCAAACGAUGUUGUUGUGGACAUACCAAGGGCCGGGAUGGGAAAGUUUAUUGGUUUUUCUACUACGAUAAAUUAUGGCCAUACCUGGUCAAGGUGGCAACCAACAAGUGGUCGAUUGAUCAAUGCGUUUCUCGGAAUACCAUAUGCAGCACCCCCAACCGAUGGAAGAAGGUUCAGGUUUCCCGUUCCUGCUUACUUAGAUACCCGAUUUCCUUGGUUUGCAAAACGCUUUAGAUCAGCGUGUAUGCAACCAUACAUCUGGCUUAGCCGAUUUAUACCAGGCUUUACAGAUAUAAGUGAAGACUGUUUGUAUCUGAACAUUUAUUAUCCAAAUAAUACAUUGGAUGCUUCUAAUACCCGUUAUCCUGUGAUUGUACAUAUUCAUGGUGGAAGUUAUGUUUAUGGUUCUAGUCAUAUGUAUCCUGGUUUAGCAUUGGCUUCCAAGGGUUUAGUUGUAGUAACAUUCAAUUAUCGUUUAGGACCGUUUGGUUUUCUCGCAACUGGUGAUCAUGCAUCGAUCGGUAAUUAUGGUCUAUGGGAUCAGUUGCUUGCAAUCACUUGGGUUAAACAAAAUAUCGAAUGGUUUCAAGGUGAUCCUGAAAAAAUUACAUUAAUGGGAGAAAGUGCUGGCGCGGCUAGCGUCGGUCUUCAUUUAAUCUCACCGUUAACACGAGAAAGAUAUUUAUUCAACCAAGCAAUAAUGAUGUCUGGUUCUGAUUUAUCCCAAUGGGCAUUCAGUGACCCAGCCAAAGUUCGUACACGUUAUUAUGCAAUUGAACUAGCUCAACGAUUAAAUUGUUCUUCAGUUCAAAUUAAUGCUAUAAAUGAAUCACAACAAUAUAUACGUAAUGCUAAUUUGCAUCGCUCAUAUACGAAUAAAACAUUAAAAUUGCCAUUUGGUGAAUCAUAUGUGAAACAACCUUUAACUAUACCAUAUUCUGUACAAGUGGAUGCAUAUGCAUUAAUUUAUUGUUUAAGAUAUGAGAAAACUGCGGAACAAAUUAAUGAUGCUGUCCUUGAAUUACACUCUCUCCCAGGAGCUCCGUCAUUUGUCUGGACACCAGUUGUUGACGGAAUAUCUGGUUUCUUCCCACGUACACCAGCUAAAGAACGUUCACUAGGUAAUUUUGCUAAAAUACCACUACUUGCUGGUGUUGUACAAGACGAAGGUUCGCUGGCAUUAGAACACUUUUUAUAUCAAUUAGAUCAAUAUGGUUACACAAUUGAAAAUUUUACAGAUACUAUUGUAAGACGUUUUAUUGGUACCCUGUUAAAUGAUUUAAAUGUUUUUCGACAUAAUCAAACUGCAGAAGAAUUAUAUACACGUUAUACAUGGUGGUCAAAUUUAGAGAAUAAUACUGCGCGAUGGAAACGUACUGUUGACUUGGUUUCAGAUAUGGAAAUUAUAUCACCAUUAGAUUCUAUUGUAAAAUAUCAUUCAAUCUAUUCACCGUCAGUUUACUUCUAUGAAUUUUCCUAUUCCAGUCCAAAUGACAAACAAGCAACACCAGAAAUCGGAAUUUAUCAUGGAAUUGAAUUGCCUUUUCUAUUCGGAUUCCCUUUUAUGAAUAAAUCAAUUUGGCUAACAUUAUUUGGCGAGAAUAAUCCGUUACCCCGAUGUGUAUCAGACAAUUAUGUUUAUCCAUAUGAUACAAAUAUCAGUGAAUAUUUAUUGGAUUUAUGGGCAAAUUUUGUGAAAUAUGGUGUAACAGCUUUGUAAGAUUUCAGAUACACCUUCCUAACGAACGUUAACUAACAUGAAACACGGAUCCGGGGGCUGUUGAUGAUUGCCUCUACUUACUUAACAGCCAAAAAUAAUUCAUCAUGGAAUCGGGUCACUUAAAAUGAAGCCCGCAUUGCAACGUCGUCAGACAGAAUUCUACCAGUACUAGUAAAUAUACAACCCAGGACAAUAGUAACUAUUAUGGUCGGUUAGUGUAAACAUUUAUGACCUACAGGUCAGUCACAACUCGAAUAGUUCUGUACCGACAUAUCUGGCUGUGGAAAUGGCGACUCUGGUUCAUAUCCCAUAGGGAAUAUCAACUCAGUCAAUAAUUGGGAUAUGUAAAACUGGGAAAUGCAAACUAGCAUAAAAUGAUUCCAAAGAGAAAACUAACUAAAUCCAACUCCACAGAAUGUGAAAAAUAUUAAAUGGCCAAAUUUUAAACAACCGGAAGAAGCUUAUCUUCACAUUGAAUUGAAUAGUUCAAUUAAAUAUCAUUAUAGAUCUUCAGAUAUGGCAUUUUGGCGAUAUCGUUUUGAAGAAUUAGCCGAACCUGUACCAGCAUCUCCACCAAUUUACUACUAUCCUUUAAUUAAUGUACGAUUGACUACACUGGUAUUAGGUUGUCUUCUCAGUGUUGCGUUGAUUAGUUUAAUCAUAAUUAUUGUGUUACUGAUGAAACGUCCACAACCAAAACAAUUUAAAUCAAGUAUACGUCAUAGUACACCGGGUAGUGAAUUUCAUUCAUUAUUGAAAGAUUCAUUUUCUAAUCGUAAUGUUUAUUCAACCAAAAUGUCAACUAUUCCUUGGACUCAACCGCCAACAACAACGACAACAUCAAUCUUACAACCGUUAACAAUAAGACCAACAUUAAAACCACCACCAAAACUACCGAGAAUAAGUUCUUUCGCUUAUCUUAAAUCCAAUGAUCAGAUUAGACAAAAACAAUUGAGUUUGUCUAAUUCAACAACAUCAUGUACAAGCUACCACAUAUCAUUAUAUUCUGAAGAGAAAUUUCCUAACAGAUUAUCAACUAAACAGAAUAAUACUAAUAAACAUCCACUACCUCCCCCAGUACCAUCAAACCGUGUAAAAUCCGCAUCUGGUUCUUCGAAUGCAUCAUUGUCAUUGAUAUCAUCCUCAUCAUCCUCACCGACGUUGGGAUCGUCAAUGAGAACUUCAAAAUUACACAGUCAAAGACAAAUAAAACACAAACAUGAUAAAAAUAGAUUAUUACAUGGAGAUGAUCAUGAUGUUGUAAUGAAUCGGAAAGAAUCGAAAUCAUCUGAUCGAUUAUUGUACACAGGACACACGAUGAAAAAUAAUAGUAUUGCCCUUCCGACUACAGAUAUACAUAAUAAUAAUUAUGAUUAUAAUCCAUAUGUUACAGAUGUUUAAUGUUAAAAUUUAUAAAUUAAAUUGUAUAUGGUAAUUUUGAUUAGGCCUGACUGGUGCAUUUCUAUCGUCAUUUUUUAUCUGUUAAGUUAAACUCGCAUGUUCGGUUUAAUGUCCAAAAAGAAAUUGAGUGGCACUUUAAAGGGUGGUUAAUGUUCUCUAUUCUAAUAUGGUUGACUUCUGUUUAUUUUUUAUUGUGUAUUUAUCAAAAUGUUGAUACUGUUCUCCGCCUCUCAAAAUAUGGAAUUGUCUUAUUUCUUUCAGGAGUAUGUAUUAAUGUUUUUGUUAAGAAAAGAUAACUGAAAUAUUAAUUUCAUGUUGUGUUAUAAAAAAUUUACCUGCUAUCUUGCAAAUCAAAGUACAAUGAUGUAUACCAGCGCUAGAGUUGUUUCUAUUAACCGACUAUGAUCUUUGGAACCACAACCAGUUCAGUGAAUCGUUAUUAAUUCCAUCGUCCUAACGUAUGUAUUUAUAUAUAUAAGCCAUCCUCUCUAAGAAAGGAAUAUAACAGCAUACAACUGAUUGAUUGUCGAAUUGUAACUAAUGUUGUACCCUUUUUAGUGUCAAUUCCCGAUCGAAGCUGCUACCU
Molecule: messenger RNA, 3989 nt
Organism: Schistosoma bovis
Lineage: Eukaryota; Metazoa; Platyhelminthes; Trematoda; Strigeidida; Schistosomatidae
Source: the annotation of a GenBank genome assembly